AUGACUUCUGCGAAUUUUGCUGCAGCUCAAGCUCGCGUCCUGGAACGCCGACAACAGCGCGACGCUGAAGCCCGGAAUAAUAGCGUCGAUCCACGCACCCGACUUCCUCCAGCCAUUAGGAAUCUUCCAUAUCCGUUGCAUAGAGCGACUAAUAGUGGAUUCGCGUUAUGGGAUACCAUCAAGGGCAGGGAAGGAACGCGGCCAGCAUUCAGAGUGGGCCAGGUUGACGCAGAGUUGUUGGAUGAGGAGCUACUGGGGCUGCUGAAGGGCCAAGUUGGAGAAGGGCUGAAAUACUUUGGGCGUCACAUGCGGGAAGAUUGGUCCCACGAAAUCGAGCUCGCCCUCCGCGCAAUCUUAUUCAAGUUAUCGAUAUGGGAUCAUAACGCUUCGUAUGGUGCCGCGCUCCAGAACCUGAAAUACACCGAUAGCCGAAGUAAAGGACCAGUGUAUAAACCGCCAACAAAGUGGCAGAAAGUACUCUACGGACUGUUAACUGUAGGAGGUCGUUAUGCUUGGGACAAAUGGGAUGCUUGGAUGAUAGAUCAAGAAGGAGGUUACGAUGAGCCAUCUCCCACCGUCAAAUCACUCGCGAAACUUUCAAACGCCGCUUCGACCGUUCAUUCAAUGGCAGCAUUGGUAUCCUUUCUUGUUUUUCUUAUCAAUGGACGAUACCGAACAUUGGUUGACCGUCUUUUGAGAAUGCGGUUAACUCCACCAUCGAUGCAAGUUAGCCGCGAGGUAUCAUUUGAAUACCUUAAUCGUCAACUUGUUUGGCAUGCCUUCACUGAGUUCCUUCUAUUUCUAUUACCUCUUGUUGGUAUUGGCCGCUGGCGGCGUUGGCUUUCGAGGGCAUGGAAAAAGACAGUCUCUUCCCUUCGUGUAAAGGACGAAGGGGACGAGGAUGCCAAAAACCAGGGACCACUAGGCUUUUUACCGGAAAGAACAUGCGCGAUCUGUUAUCAAGAGCAGAAUCCUACGGCAUCGUCGGAAUCUGACGUAAUGGCUGUGGGCGGCGCAUCUGGUGGUAUAAUCGGGUCGGCCCAAACAGAUAUCACAAACCCUUACGAAGCAAUACCAUGUGGGUGCAUAUAUUGUUUUGCUUGUAUUGCGCAAAAGCUCGAAGCCGAAGAAGGGGAAGGUUGGAUGUGUCUCCGCUGUGGAGAGAUUGUCAAGCAAUGCAAGCCUUGGAAUGGUGAUGUCCUUGAAGAAACCCGACCACAUUCAAGUAGCGGGAAGAAUGUCGGGUUUGUGACGGCCCAAAAAACAGACCCCAAUGCUCAGCACACAGAUGAGUCUACGGCCGAAAGUAGUAAUAUGUGGGCGACGAUCGAAAGAGACGAAACGGACGACACGAGUGUCGGUGGUGAAACAGAUCAUGAAAGCAAAUUCUCAUAA
Molecule: messenger RNA, 1395 nt
Organism: Coccidioides posadasii C735 delta SOWgp
Lineage: Eukaryota; Fungi; Ascomycota; Eurotiomycetes; Onygenales; Onygenaceae
Gene: PEX2
Product: peroxisome assembly protein (Peroxin-2)
Biological process (GO): protein import into peroxisome matrix
Cellular component (GO): peroxisomal membrane
Molecular function (GO): zinc ion binding
Source: RefSeq, a predicted model, not a curated record